CUCAUGCCGGAUUUUCCCAAAGCCAUGAAUAAUCUCGAAGCCCCCUCAAUAAAUACACGUUCAGGGAUGCCCGGAGCUCAUUCAACCCGCCAGCCUCGCCGACGAGAAGGGGCCAGGGCCGGACCCGAGAACAAGCCGCACCAUGAAGUUUCCCCGGGACUGCGGCUCCGACCGUGCCCGCGCCGGCCGCCGCCGGCCGCCCGCCCUCCGCGCCGCGCUGCUGCUGCCGCCGCUGCUGCUGCUGCUGCUGCUGCUGGUGCCGCGGGCCGCCGCCGCCCCGCUGCACAACGCCGACUCCUCGGGCGAGGCCGAGCUGGACGAGGCGGCGGCGCGGCGGGCGGCGCUGCCCGACAGCCUGCGGCUGGCGCGGCUGCUGCUCGAGCGGGCGGCACAGCUGCAGCACGAGAUGUGCGAGAAGUUUACCGUCUGCCAGAAUAGCAUGGAAAUGCUCCUCCACAACAACCUCAACCUCCCCAAGGUGACGGAGGAAGAUGGGUGUCUGCUCGCCGGCUUUAAUGAGGAUAAAUGCUUGACAAAAAUCUCCAGCGGACUUUAUACAUUUCAGACAUACCUCAAAUACAUACAAGAAACUUUUAUUAGUGAAAACCAAAACGUUGAAUCGCUAUCCUAUAGUACAGAGCACCUGGCACGUACCAUAAGACAGAUGGUGAUCAAUCCCGAAGAAGUGAUCAUCCCAGAUGCAGCUACCCAGGAAUCCCUCCACACAAAGCUGAAGUCCACUAACGCCUGGACAGUGAAAAUCACCAUCCAACUCAUCCUCCGAGAUUUUACUUCAUUUAUGGAGAAGACAGUGAGGGCCGUGCGCUAUUUGAAAAACACCAGGAGUUUCAGUGUUUGAAUGUUUUAGUUCAGGCACAGUCCUUUUGUUACAAAUCUGUCAGGUGGCAGAUAACAGUGUUGUUCUGUUUUAAGAACUAGAAAUAGUAACAAUGGUUUGCAUCUAU
Passer domesticus (house sparrow) is the source of this 965-nucleotide messenger RNA. It is a transcript of the gene IL6, whose product is annotated as interleukin 6. Gene Ontology annotation, cellular component: extracellular region; interleukin-6 receptor complex. The transcript has 4 exons. Bases 143 to 859 code for a protein of 238 amino acids. Lineage: Eukaryota; Metazoa; Chordata; Aves; Passeriformes; Passeridae. The record is from RefSeq and is a predicted model, not a curated record. Gene Ontology annotation, molecular function: interleukin-6 receptor binding; cytokine activity. Gene Ontology annotation, biological process: positive regulation of receptor signaling pathway via JAK-STAT; immune response; T-helper 17 cell lineage commitment.